This is a messenger RNA of Fusarium odoratissimum NRRL 54006, 854 nucleotides long. Its product is annotated as U6 snRNA-associated Sm-like protein LSm2. Lineage: Eukaryota; Fungi; Ascomycota; Sordariomycetes; Hypocreales; Nectriaceae. The transcript is spliced from 4 exons. Gene Ontology annotation, cellular component: catalytic step 2 spliceosome; Lsm1-7-Pat1 complex; U6 snRNP. The record is from RefSeq and is a predicted model, not a curated record. Gene Ontology annotation, biological process: mRNA splicing, via spliceosome. Bases 152 to 448 code for a protein of 98 amino acids. Gene Ontology annotation, molecular function: RNA binding.
GCACCACCAAACAAACAUCUAAGCGCCUUCCUCGAUACAGAAACUCGCUCGAGAUACAAAACCGAUUUCAACUACAAGACGAGCACUCGUGACACCCCCCCUAAAAUAAUCGAUUUAUCCGGCUCUCAAGCGCGAAAAAGCCACCGACACCAUGCUCUUUUUUAGCUUUUUCAAGACACUCAUCGACCAUGAGGUCACUGUAGAGCUCAAGAACGACAUUCAGCUAAAGGGAAUUCUCAAGAGUGUGGAUCAGUACCUCAACAUCAAGCUCGAUGACAUUCAGGUUGUUGAGGAGCUCAAGUACCCUCAUCUUAGCUCUGUCAAGAACGUCUUUAUCCGAGGCUCAGUUGUGAGAUACGUUCAUCUUCCCGGCGCGUCAGUUGACACACAGCUGCUGGAGGAUGCUACACGGAGGGAAGCGGCAGCUCAGCAAGCCAAGGCGAAAUGAGCGGUUCAAGGCGAUGGAUGAGAGGCAGGAUAAACCAUGUCGGAGUUGACUCUUACUAAAUGGAGAGAAUGAUAAUUGCAUCGAAACCGGGAUGAUCACAAGGGAGAAUUCAUGAGGCGUUUGCUCCUGAUGUGGAUAAUGAAAUACUCUUCUUUUCCCUUUUAAACAUCAUACAGAACCGAGGGUCAUGAAACGAUUGACGUUGAUGUGUCAACAUGGUAUCUAAAAAUUACAGGUCAUCAGAUGGAACUCCCGCUCAAGAGGAUACUAUACAAAUCGCUCCACAUCAUAAUUGAUCACCAAAAAGCUCCGCCGAUUUUACCAGGUUUACCAUCCCAGAGUUCCUUCUCCGACACCUUAUCAUCGUCGUCACCUUCAAUGAGUGGCAUCACCAAUCCAGCCCGCC